This is a messenger RNA of Plasmodium gallinaceum, 603 nucleotides long. RefSeq names its product Plasmodium exported protein, unknown function. The transcript has 2 exons. The record is from RefSeq and is a predicted model, not a curated record. Lineage: Eukaryota; Apicomplexa; Aconoidasida; Haemosporida; Plasmodiidae. Bases 1 to 603 code for a protein of 200 amino acids.
AUGAUAUCCAUUGAUGGUUCAUUUAGAUAUUCUUUAAUAAAAUUUUUGAUUAUCACAUUUAGUGUAAAAGUAAAAAAAUUCUACGUGUAUUCAUCAUAUAAUAAUAUUGAAAUACUUGGGAAAAAAAAUAAAAUAAAACGUAGGCUACUUGUGCUUCUUAUUUUAUAUCUUUUCUCAUUAUCUAUUAUAUUUAAAGGUGUAAUCAUUUUGAGACUACAGUUUAAUAAAAAUCACAUAAGGAAGUUAGCAGAGAUAGAAGUAGAUGCAAAUUGUUGUGAAAGUAAUCUAAAUAAUGUGCGUGUAUCAUGCCAUUCUCCUUUAAGGAAAUAUAUUGAUGAAAGAGUUAAAAUGAGAAAAUGGUCCAAAGUAAAGAAGAGGACAUUGAAAUGGAUAAAAAACAGUUAUUGUGAAAAUUGGACAGAACAAGAUUUAUUCAGAUACAAUUUACAUUGGAAAAGAUGUGAAGCAACAAUGCGAGACAUAAUCAAAUGCUUAAGUAGUAAUCAACAGAAAAGGAUAAUAAAAGACUUGAAUGAAAUGAAUGCUAAGUGGGAAGAAAGACUCAAUGAAAAGGAUAAUAAGCAAAACUCAGAACAUAAAUAA